Musca domestica (house fly) is the source of this 1862-nucleotide messenger RNA. Its product is annotated as 4-hydroxybenzoate polyprenyltransferase, mitochondrial. Lineage: Eukaryota; Metazoa; Arthropoda; Insecta; Diptera; Muscidae. The transcript has 3 exons. The record is from RefSeq and is a predicted model, not a curated record. Bases 394 to 1605 code for a protein of 403 amino acids. Gene Ontology annotation, biological process: ubiquinone biosynthetic process. Gene Ontology annotation, cellular component: mitochondrial inner membrane.
GAAGUAAUAAUUAACAGCUGUUUUUAGACCAUGCGCAUGUAAAUAAAUUGUUUGUAGUUUAGUUCUAACUUGAGAACAAGAACAAAAUUAUAUAAGUAAAUGUAAAUAAUUAACGAAAAGUAUUACAAGAAAUGUGCUGAAAAAUAAGUGGACAGAUAAAGCCGGUGCCUGCAAACCAACUCAUGUUCCGAAUUAAAACGGUGUCAAUGCAAAAAAUAAGAGAGCCUUGACCCUUCAACAGAUGUCAGUGAAUUAGAUGAUCGAUUGAAAAAUCACAGAAAGAAGAAACAAGUUUAGUUUAAUGCAUACUGAAGUAAACCGCAUCUUGCCAUUUAAACUAACAUAAGAAUUACAUCGCCUGUACCCUUUCCCCCUUUAAUCCAAAAUAUACCAAUGUUAAGUUUGCGAGGAUUGCUCAUACACUCAAGAUUUCCCAAGCCCAGUUGCUUAGGUGUGAAAUUUCAAGCCACAAACACUGAAGAUAGAAGAAUUCAUAAUCGAAAACCUGUAAACUUAAUAACACCCACCUGCAACUAUUUGAGAUUGGGACCAAGAUGUUUACACAAAUCUUCGCUAUUGCUACAGCAAGACAUCAAAGAUAAAGUUUCAAAUGUGACGCCAACCACAAAACUGACUGAAAAAGUUGCAACAGCAAUUUCCCCUUAUGUACGCCUUAUGCGUAUGGAUCGACCCAUUGGUACCUACCUCCUAUUCUGGCCCUGUGCAUGGAGUAUAGCAUUGAGCGCCAAUGCUGGUUGUUGGCCUGAUCUCUAUAUGUUAGCAUUAUUUGCCAGUGGUGCUUUGAUAAUGCGUGGAGCUGGCUGUACCAUAAAUGAUUUGUGGGAUCGUGAUAUUGAUAAGAAGGUGGAAAGAACGCGCAAUCGGCCAUUGGCUAGUGGUGAAGUGACACCAUUCGAUGCCAUAGUAUUCUUAUCUGCCCAAUUAAGUUUAGGUCUGCUGGUCCUGUUGCAGUUGAAUUUGGAAUGUAUUAUGUUGGGUGCAUGUUCCUUGGGUCUGGUCGUAACCUACCCGUUAAUGAAACGUAUUACCUAUUGGCCUCAGUUAGUAUUGGGUAUGGCUUUCAAUUGGGGAGCCUUGUUGGGUUGGUGUGCCACCCAAGGUUCUGUAGAUUGGUCGGCAUGUUUACCUCUAUAUCUCUCUGGCAUAUGUUGGACGAUAAUCUAUGAUACGAUUUACGCCCACCAGGAUAAAAAAGAUGAUGUACAAAUUGGCGUAAAGUCAACAGCUUUGCGUUUUGGGGACAACACAAAAAUCUGGUUGUCUGGAUUCACAGCGGCAAUGUUAUCGGGACUCACAGCAGCUGGUAUGGCAUGUGAUCAAACGUUACCGUAUUACGCGUCUGUGGGUAUCGUUGGCGGUCACCUAAUACAACAGAUCUACUCCCUAAAUAUCGAUAACGCUACAGACUGUGCCAAAAAGUUCUUUUCCAAUAGUCAAGUGGGAUUAAUAUUAUUUUUGGGUAUUGUACUUGGUACCCUACUCAAAUCGGAGGACACUACAAAGGAAACAAAAACGAAUAAAACAGCAAUUAGUAGCAGUAAUAGUCCGACAAUUAAUGGGUUUGUACCAUUACCAUCUACGUAGUCUUACUUUACACAUAGGUUAGGUUAAAUUUUAGUUUAUUUUUUCUAUCACCAAAGUACUUUGUUUAACAAGUAAUUGCACAUUUUUUAGUUCAUAAUUAAAAAAAAUAUUUAUCGAUAACGAUAAAAUUUUUUAAUUGCUUAUUAUUAAUGUAAAUUGGCUUAUAGUUUGUAUACAAUACAGGAUUAACAUGUUCUUUUCUGGGAAGCUUAACACUUCGUUCAAUAAAUAAAGUCCAAGUUUUGUUCUCAAUUCAA